UUCAUGUACAAAUAAAAAUGGAUUUCCAGAUAAGAGCACACAAACGAAACACAGUGAAGCAAGCUUUAGUAAAUCACAAAAUAGGGAAACAACUAAAUUCAUCCGUAUAUACAACGUAUGCCCACGGAUAAAGCCAGAUAUAAUGGGUCGUUCGCGUGGGAAUUUUCACGCUGAGGAAGAUCCUAGUCAAAGAUCAAGGAGAAAGAAGAAUGCUCCAAGUGGAGAAAAUUUAGAAUCUGUUACUGCAGGUCAAGGAAGCAGUGAUGGAAAAAGAGCAUUAUAUCAUUGUAACUAUUGCAACAAAGACAUUACUGGAAGAAUUCGUAUCAAAUGUGCUGUAUGUUCUGAUUUUGACCUGUGCAUAGAGUGUUUCUCAGUAGGUGCUGAGGUUCAUCCACAUAAAAGUGGCCACCCCUAUCGUGUUAUGGAUAUCCUGUCGUUUCCUCUCAUCUGUCCAGAGUGGAAGGCUGAUGAGGAAAUGUUACUUCUGGAGGGAAUCGAAAUGUAUGGCAUGGGAAACUGGGCAGAAGUUGCUGAGCAUGUCGGGACCAAGACAAAAGAAGCAUGCAUUGAACAUUACAGGAGUGCUUAUCUUAACUCUCCUUGCUUCCCUCUACCUGAUAUGACCCAUGUUAUGGGUAAAAAUAGAAAGGAACUCCUCGCGAUGGCUAAAGGGCAUAUUGAGGAUAAAAAAGGGGAACUUCAGCUAAAGGAGGAAUCACCAUUUUCUCCCUCAAGAGUCAAGAUUGAAGAUCAAUACAAAAGUGGUCCUCCAGGUCGUUUGCCUUCCAACUCCAUUCCAGGAGCAAAAGUUAAUAAAAAGCUGUCCAAUACUGUCCCUGCCAAGGAUCAUGGUGAUGUUCUAAAGAUGGAGGGCCGCAGUUUUGGUGUAAACAAACCUAAAUCUGCAAAGGUUGAAGGCCCAUCUUUGCUGGAUUCAAGUGGUUACAAUCCCAAAAGACAAGAAUUCGACCCUGAAUAUGAUAAUGAAGCUGAGCAGCUGUUGGCUGAUAUGGAAUUCAAGGAAACUGAUACAGACGAGGAGCAUCAAUUGAAACUGAGAGUACUUCGUAUAUAUUCAAAAAGGCUUGAUGAGAGAAAACGUAGAAAGGAUUUUAUUCUGGAAAGGAACUUGCUACAUCCCAGUCCAUUUGAUGAUUUUUCUCAUGAAGAGAAGGAAUUGUGCCGACGUUAUGAUGUUUUCAUGCGUUUCCAUUCGAAGGAUGAGCAUGAAGAACUACUAAAAACUGUCGUCUCAGAACAUAGAAUUCUAAAACGAAUUCGAGAACUUAAGGAAGCACGAGCUGCUGGGUGCCGUUCAUCAGCUGAGGCCGAUAGAUAUCUUGAGCAGAAGAGGCGGGAAGGUGAUGAUGUUAUUAACCGAAAGGAAAAUUCUCAGGCAGGCCCAAGCAGCCAGGAAAGUCUGAGUGUUUCUGAUUCAUUUGGUACCUACUCAACCACGACAUCAGCAGGCCAAGCCAACUCUUGGACAGAUUCAGAUUUCGUGCCAAUUUCCGGAGCCAAUCUACUCUCUGAAUCUGAGAAACAACUUUGCCGCGACAUCCGGCUAUCCCCACAACAUUACCUGAAGAUUCAGGAGGACUUGACGACCCAAAUUUUGUGUGGCAAUAUCACUAAGAAAUCUGACGCACAUUCCUUCUUCCAAGUUGAACAAAUGAAAAUCGACAGGGUCUACGAUAUCCUUCUCAGAAAGGGUAUUGCUCAUCUAUGAUUCGCAAUAUCAUCAAUCAAGGGGGAGAAGAUAGCUGCAGUGGCAUUAUGUUGUAUAUUUUGAUGACUCAUUCUUAACAUGAUGAGGCUAAUAUGCCAUGUAAUUGAAUCCAUUCACCAUUAUUGGCUGUUGUAUUGUAUCUUGAACCUCUCCUGCCUUCUAACUAGUGAAAAUAUCUGUGAUUACCUUCUACUAA
This is a messenger RNA of Salvia hispanica, 1928 nucleotides long. It is a transcript of the gene ADA2B, whose product is annotated as ADA2 2B. The record is from RefSeq and is a predicted model, not a curated record. Gene Ontology annotation, cellular component: nucleus. Gene Ontology annotation, biological process: regulation of transcription by RNA polymerase II; chromatin remodeling. NCBI's taxonomy places the organism in Eukaryota, Viridiplantae, Streptophyta, Magnoliopsida, Lamiales, Lamiaceae. Gene Ontology annotation, molecular function: protein binding; chromatin binding; transcription coactivator activity.